Messenger RNA from Asparagus officinalis (garden asparagus), 2234 nucleotides. Its product is annotated as stromal 70 kDa heat shock-related protein, chloroplastic-like. The record is from RefSeq and is a predicted model, not a curated record. Bases 93 to 2015 code for a protein of 640 amino acids. The transcript is spliced from 8 exons. Gene Ontology annotation, biological process: protein refolding; cellular response to unfolded protein. Gene Ontology annotation, molecular function: misfolded protein binding; ATP hydrolysis activity; heat shock protein binding. Gene Ontology annotation, cellular component: chloroplast; cytoplasm. Lineage: Eukaryota; Viridiplantae; Streptophyta; Magnoliopsida; Asparagales; Asparagaceae.
UCCCUUAUCCCUUUCUCCUUCGCUCCUCAACUUCCCCCAAAUUUCUAGGGUUAGGGUUUUACCCCCGAAACCCCCCCCUCAAAACCCUAGCAAUGGCGUCCUCAUCCACCGCCCAAUUCCACCUCCUCACCUCCUUCUCCCCCCUCUCCUCCUCCUCCAAAACCCCCUUCUCCUCAUCCAAAUCCCUCUUCUUCUCCCCCCUCAACCCCUCUCGCUUCCCCAAAUCCGGCCUCAGGCUUGCGAAGAGGCAGGCGGUGGUGAACCCGGAGAAUACUUUUUUCUCGGUGAAGAGGUUUAUUGGGAGGAAGAUGGUGGAGGUUGACGAUGAGUCGAAGCAGGUGAGUUAUAGGGUUGUGAAGGAUGAUAAUGGGAAUGUGAAGCUGGAGUGCCCGGCCAUCGGGAAGCAGUUUGCGGCGGAGGAGAUCUCGGCGCAGGUUUUGAGGAAGCUUGUGGAUGAUGCAUCUAAAUUUUUAAAUGACAAGGUUACAAAAGCAGUGGUUACAGUUCCUGCAUACUUCAAUGACUCCCAGAGGACAGCAACAAAGGAUGCUGGACGCAUUGCCGGUUUAGAAGUCCUCCGCAUUAUUAAUGAACCUACUGCUGCAUCUUUGGCUUAUGGGUUUGAAAAGAAGAGCAAUGAAACCAUUCUUGUAUUUGACUUGGGGGGUGGCACAUUUGAUGUUUCAGUUCUUGAAGUUGGAGAUGGUGUCUUUGAGGUGCUCUCUACAUCUGGGGAUACUCAUCUUGGUGGUGAUGAUUUUGACAAGAGAAUUGUUGAUUGGCUGGCUGCAGACUUCAAGAGAAAUGAGGGCAUUGAUCUCUUGAAAGAUAAGCAAGCCCUUCAGAGACUCACUGAGACAGCAGAGAAGGCCAAGAUGGAAUUGUCAUCUUUGACACAGACAAACAUUAGCUUACCAUUUAUUACUGCAACUGCUGAUGGACCCAAGCACAUUGAAACAACUAUCACAAGGGCCAAAUUCGAGGAAUUAUGCUCAGAUCUUCUUGAUAGGCUUAGAAGGCCUGUUGAUAAUGCUUUGAAGGAUGCAAAACUUUCACUUAAAGAUUUAGAUGAGGUAAUCCUUGUUGGUGGAUCAACACGUAUUCCAGCAGUUCAGGAAGUCGUGAAAAAGAUGACCGGAAAGGACCCUAAUGUUACAGUGAACCCUGACGAGGUGGUUGCCCUUGGUGCUGCUGUGCAGGCUGGUGUUUUGAGUGGAGACGUCAGUAACAUUGUUCUUCUUGACGUGAUCCCACUCUCUCUUGGAUUGGAAACUUUGGGCGGCGUAAUGACAAAGAUCAUUCCAAGAAACACUACUUUGCCUACAUCUAAAUCAGAGGUCUUCUCAACAGCAGCUGAUGGACAAACAAGUGUCGAGAUUAACGUUCUUCAGGGCGAAAGGGAAUUUGUGAGGGACAACAAAUCCCUUGGAAGUUUCCGCCUCGAUGGAAUUCCUCCGGCCCCACGAGGAGUUCCACAGAUUGAAGUCAAGUUUAAUAUUGAUGCCAAUGGUAUUCUUUCGGUCUCCGCUUCGGAUAAGGGCACGGGGAAGAAGCAAGAUAUCACGAUUACAGGGGCCAGUACCUUGCCCAGUGAUGAGGUAGAGAGAAUGGUUAGCGAAGCAGAGAAAUUCGCGAAAGAGGACAAAGAGAAAAGGGAGGCGAUAGACACCAAGAACCAAGCAGAUUCAGUCGUCUACCAAACCGAGAAGCAACUAAAGGAUCUGGGCGAAAAAGUCCCUGCUGAGGUCAAGCAGAAGGUAGAGUCAAAGCUUGGCGAGCUCAAAGAAGCAAUAGCUGGGGGAUCUACACAAGGAAUGAAGGAUGCCAUGGCUGCACUGAACCAGGAAGUAAUGCAACUUGGUCAGUCUUUGUACAAUCAGCCUGGUGCUGGUGGGCCCAGUGCCACUUCUGGUGGUGGGCCCGCGCCUGGUGCUGAUGCUUCAUCUGGGCCUUCGGCGACUAAGGGGCCCGAAGAUGGGGACGUUAUCGAUGCAGAUUUUACCGACAGUAAGUGAGAGCAAUGGGUAUAAUUACAUGUAGAGCCUUUUUAUGAUUCAUAUCUGUAUGGUGAUGUUUUGCCCUUGAUUUAGGGGAUUUUUGAGGGAACAGUUGGUAGGAUUAUAGUUUAUGCAAUUCCCACAAGGCUGUAGUAUUAGUGAGAUCUGCUGAUUUGAUAGAGGACGUGAUUGCUCUUAUCAAUAAGAUUUGCCUGCAUAGAAGAAAGUAUUUUUUUU